Molecule: messenger RNA, 1937 nt
Organism: Herpailurus yagouaroundi (jaguarundi)
Lineage: Eukaryota; Metazoa; Chordata; Mammalia; Carnivora; Felidae
Gene: STPG2
Product: sperm tail PG-rich repeat containing 2
Exons: 12
Coding region: 375-1937 (520 amino acids)
Source: RefSeq, a predicted model, not a curated record
UUGGAGGAGCGCUUCAACCUCUCUCUCCCAAAGACUUCCGGGGCGGAGAGAAGGCCGGAAGCACACCGAGUGGCGCGUACUUAAUCUCCUUUCUUGGCGGAGCGCUUCACCUCUCGCCUGGUGAACUGAUAGAUGUUUGUGUGGGAUAGCUUAUCUCUGGUCACACUCCACGGGGCUAGAAUUUGGCCUAGGGGAAAUCUGACCCCAAUGAGCAGGUGGGAGAUAGCUCCCCACGGCAGCUCGUCCAUUUACUCAAGCUCUUCUGUUCCCUCUACAGACUGUCGUAACCUUUUACUGCACACCUUCUCUAGUCGCCUUGUUUUUAUCCCUUUUCAGAGGCAGUUCCUCCCGCCCCGCCCCUCCCUCCUGCAAUUAUGUAUGAUCGGGCUCCCCGCUUGCUCAGAUUGUCUGAAGGUGGCAGCACUGAGGAGCAUGUGGGUCCUGGGUCCUACCAGAUACCUUUCCUGAAGCGGCAGGCAACAGGUGGCUAUGCACCAUUCCUUUCUUUGGCUGCCAGAGACAGUACUUUUACUGUUGCUUCUAACACUGAGAAAGCUGUUCCAGGUCCAGGACACUAUAAUGUUUCAGAAGCACAGACAUUUUCAAGGUCACCUACAGUUUCCAGAAGUGUUGAUGUUCCUUCGAUUCCUUCUUGUGGACGAUCAUAUGGAUAUGAUAUUAAUGAGGAUGGCAGUAUUAUAAAACAUUUUCCACCUGCUAGUGACAGCACACUAGGUCCAGCAUACUAUAAACCUCAAUUUGAUUUUUCCAAUGCAACUUUGAAAUAUAAGGGGAUACAUUUUGGCAACUCUUUGGGAAGACUCCAGUUUCCUAUGAAGUCAGGGCCUGGUCCUGGGCAGUAUGAUAUAGUCCAGAAAAAGACACCUCAUUAUGAAAAUAUUAAUAUCAAGAAAGAUCAACAGCAAAAUCAUUGCUUAUAUCUCCCACGAUUUUAUGAAGUAAUAAUACAGCAGGAGGAAAAAAAGGGAGUACCGGGGCCUGGAAAAUAUGACAUUAAAAGUCAGUUUCAGAAGACUCAAAGUAUGAUACCAAGCGUAAAUGAUGCAUCACCUGCUUUUCUUUCUCAGUCCCAGAGAUUUGUACCUAUGAAAUCAAUCACCCCAGCUCCUGGCACAUAUAAUGAAUCUCGAACUGCUUUCAAUUCCUUGAAGAAAACACCAGGACUGAAAAAUACCCCAUUUGGUCAGAGUGCUCCUCGAUUCACACAGGACUCCAGGACAGAGGAAAUGCCAGGUCCUGGGUUUUAUAAUAUCCUAAACAAUACUAUGAUUGACAACAUUAGCAAUACCUACUUGAAGAAAAAAAAGAAAAGUGCAUUUGGUUCUUCUGUUCCUCGGACUCUCUUGCUGGUUCAGAAAGAAGCUUUUACUUCUCCUGGUCCUGCCGAUUAUCAGGUUGGUGGAGUUUCUGAUGAAUUACCUAACUUGACUAACCGAUAUGCUGCUAUUUUGUCAAGACCAGAAAAACCUACUAAACUGUCAGAUAUGGACAUUCCAGCACCUGGCAGCUAUGAUGUUCAAAAAUCAUAUGAGAUGUCCCAAGUUCAACAUAAAUACAUGCCACCUCGUAGUUUUGCGGCUAAGCUGAAACAUACCUCCUUUCUUAGCACAGCUCCUCGGUGCUUGGAGAAAAUGACUGAUGGGCCAGGACCUGCAGCAUACAAUCCUGUUUUAAGGAAAUCUUGCUCCAUACCCUUAUUUGUUAAGGCAUCAAAGCGUUUUAAAGAUUCCAAAGAGAUUACUCCUGGUCCAGCUACAUAUGAGCUCAGUCCAUUUUUAAGACAUUCUGUUCUGAAGAGGACAUUCAAUGUCACUCUACCAAAUCCUUCCCUGAUCAAGAGAGAAAACACUUUUACUACAGGACAAAAAGCCAAACAAAAUCGUUCAGGAAGCAAAGUAAAAUCUUCUAAAUGGUAA